AUGCCAGGCUUCCUCAAGGCUCUCGCUCUCGGCUCUGGCCUCGUCGCUUCGACUCUCGCAACUCCCACUCCCAUCCAAGUCGAGCGCGAAGCCGUCACUCCCGCUCCAACCCUCCAAGAGCGCGCCGCAGCCAUCUCCAACCAAGCCGAGCUCGACAAUGCCGCCUCCAGUUUCAGUGCCGACUUCGCCUCCGUCCUCGCCGCCGCCUCCGUCGGCGAGGCCAUCUUCACCAACAUCGUGCCAGCCCCGGGCCCAACCGCCAUCCCCCAACUCCAGCAAGAACUCCAGACCAUCGCCGAAGCUAACCCCAACGACUUGUUCAAGUCCGGAAUGGAGAUCCUCUUGAACGGUCUGGCCGGAGGCGACUACGCGGACAUCAUCCAGGCGUAUGCCGUCGAGAACAACCAGGACAACGUCAACCCCAUCCCCGCUCCCGGGAUCUACCCCAAGAAGGAGUCGGACGACGCGCCGUACGAUUUGUCGGAGCAGCAGCUGAGGCAGAUCAUCUACAUCCCUCCCGACUUUGGAUAUGGAAAGAACGGACUGAUGCCUGUCUUAUUCUUGCCCGGCACUGGAGCUGUGGCGGGCUCGAAUUUCGGUCCCAACUACGGAAAGCUGUUGAAGGCGCAGGGUGUCGCGGAUCCCGUCUAUGUCAAUUUUCCCGGUGAGAAUUUGGCGGAUAUUCAGGUUGCGGCGGAAUAUACGGCCUAUGCUAUCAACUACAUCUCUGCCAUUUCGGGAGGGAAGAACGUAAGUCGUCCAUAUGUUUUCAUGUGUACGACUACAAAACUAAUAAUGUAUAUGCCCACAGGUCUCCACGAUCUCCUGGUCCGCCGGCUCCCUCGACGGCCAAUGGGCGCUCAAAUACUGGCCCUCGACCCGCAAAGUCCUCUCCAACAAAAUCGGCAUCUCGCCCGACUACCACGGCACCAUCGAAGCGCAACCCCUCUGCCCGGGCUUCCCCACCCCGGGCUCCGUCCCCGCCGUCUGCCAGCAGCAAUACAAUUCCACCUUCAUCCGCACCCUGCGCAACCACGGCGGCGACUCCGCCUACGUCCCCACGACCAACAUCUACAGCAUCUUCGACGAAAUCGUCGAACCCCAACAGGACCCCAACGCUUCCGGCGCCCUGCUCGACGCCCGCGGCGUCGGCGUUUCCAAUUUCGAACUCCAGGCCGUCUGCUCCGCCCUCCUCCCCGGGGGGUCGUUCUAUAACUCCCACGAAGGCGUCCUCUACAACGCCCUCGGCUACGCUCUCGCCGUCGAUGCUCUCCAGAACGGCGGCCCGGGUCAGUUAGGCAGGGUCGAUGCUCUCUAUCAGUGCGAGCAGUUCGCCACGCCUGGGCUGAGUCCCGCGGAUGUUUUUGCUACGGAGGCGUUGAUUCCCGAGGCUGUGGUUGCUAUUCUGGCUUUUGUGCCCAAGGUUGCGAUGGAGCCGCCGAUCAAGGCGUAUGCGCAGAAGGACGUUCCGCAGUAG
This is a messenger RNA of Lecanosticta acicola, 1477 nucleotides long. Lineage: Eukaryota; Fungi; Ascomycota; Dothideomycetes; Mycosphaerellales; Mycosphaerellaceae. The record is from the annotation of a GenBank genome assembly.